ACAUAUCCAGAAGCAAUUGGACCAGGCCCAAGCCCAGUUGUAUUAACCAUCGCUCGAGGCAGAAGCAGUGCCUCUCAAGAAAGGUGCAUUCAUUUCUUUUGGCAGUUCCACUCAGGCCCGGUCUUGAGCAGAUACCUAAGAAACAUGCAUGGGGCCUACAAAUUGUAUAGGUUUUUUGGGUUUGCAUUUUCUGUUUUUAUUAUUAGCAUAUGAAAGGAAAAAAUCAGUUCUAGGACAUGUUUUGAACAUAUAACAUGAUAAAUGUUUAAUUUUUUUUUCAUUCUCUUAUAUAAAAUGAAAUAGAAAGAUAAUUUUCAGAAUUGAUACUUUUAUAAAUUUUAAGGAUAUUGUAAUUCUUAAAUGUAAAUUAGAAUUUUAAUAAUUUAAAAUUUUAAUUUAUUAGAUAGGACCUAUAUUUUUGAUUUCGUAUUGGACCCGAAAUAUCUCAGAACCGGCACUGGUUCCAGUCUUCCAGAUGUUUUUACUUUCCCAACCGGAGAUUUAACUCUAGUCAGAUCGGUAGCAGCUCCGAUGGUGAAGACCAUGGCUCUGGCUCUGCUCACAUUCCUCACGACGAUAUGGACGAACCCGUGUCCGGUCUGGUUCAAUUAUUCAGUGGAUAUUUCAUCGAUUUUUCUCUAUAUCUUCUAUGUUAUCAGGUUUGUCUUGUUGUUUUUCUCUCUUCGAUCUAAUUCAUGGCUCAUAUAAUUAAUUAUCUUAAAAUUGUGUGUUGUUAGACCUUGAGUACUCUAGAUUAGGGCAAAGCAUAAUAGGAACAAACUAGAGGUACACUGAUCUAGAAACAAAGCAUAAUAGGAACAAACUAGAGGUGCGCUGAUCUAGAAACAAAGCAUAAUAGGAACAGGCUUGAUAGCACCGGGGUAUUGGGUAAUUCCUUUUGAUGGGCUUUUGUGUUUUGUAACUAUAUAUCAAUAAAUAGGGAUGCUCUGAGACUUUUAUUGUGCCAUCUAGAAAAAAACUUGAGCCAAAGGAGCCAAAUGCUUGCUUCCUCAUAAUAAAUUUUUAAUUAUCUUAUUUUUAAUUAUAAUUUUUAAUUAUCUUAUUUUAAAACACUUUUGAUGGGCUUUUGUGCUGUAAAUCAAUUGUCUUGUAUUUUGUUCAUCUGUUUUCCUCCAUCAUCUCAGCACCGGAUUGCACAUGGUCAGUUUAGGUGAGGCUGGUCCUAAUUUCGGUUUUCGAAAGCCCACCAACAAACCUUUUUAAAGAAUCAUGGCUCAUUAAAGUUUACUUUCUUUUAUCAUUAGAUCUAAAGUCUCUCUUCCUCCCACAACAAUUACCUAAACAGUCGGAGUUUAACUCGAGAUGCCCCUUCCUCUCCAUUAGAAAUGCUGAUUUCACCCUGUAAUAAAAAAUAAUAUAUUUUUUAUUUUUUUUUUUAAAUAUAAAAUCGGGUAAAUCGUGGUUAAAGACGCUAGGGACCUUAAUGAAACCAACUUAUUACCAACCCGACCUGCUCUACCCGACCCAACCAAACUGAACAGGAUCCUAUUCUCUAAACGAAGCGUUUCGUCUCUCUCCCUCUCCACCUAAAUCUAAAUCUCGUCUCGUCCCUCUCCGGCUUCUCUCUUGCGAUUGCGCGAAACCCUAGCCUCCGUGCUUUGUGGCUUUCUCCGUCGUCCUCCUCCGUCUAAAUCGAGAAUCAAUCAAUCUCUCUGUGGACGUCCUCUCUCCCUCUUAUUUCUCGGGUCUCAACUCUCUAGAGUCGAGAACUGCUUCGUUUCUUCUUCUUUCUCCGACGAAAUCUAGUCUCCAUCUUCGUUCCUUUUCGUAAGUGAGUAGUUUCCUUUGAGUAUUACAUUGUUGAGAUGUAAUAAUUGAUGUUUGCUAUGCGGUUUGCAUUUGGAGUAAUUGACAGUGACUUGUUGUGUUUUUAACAGCGUUUCUAAUUUCUUGUACAGGAAAUGAAGGGCCGAAAAAGAAAGAAUCCAUCUACUACGUGCGUUGGAGUCUCCAGUAGAACUAGAGCUAGAAAGGCGGUCUCAGCUGGGAAUGAGCCGGCAAGAGAAACGACUGUAGUUUCUCUCUCUGUUGAUUCAGAAAGUGAUGACAUGUCUGCUGUAUCAUCUAAGGCAAGGCAACCACCACAGCCCCUUGAAUUAUGCUUCAAGAGCACAGAGUUCACGAAGACUUGCAAGAUUCAAACCAAGUGCCUUGUGAAGAAUACAGUGGACGUGAUUAAGAAGCUUAAGGAGGAGGUUAAAUGGUUCACAACCCAUCCUCAAUUUCGUCACUUCUUCCACAUGCCUGAUGAACAAUACCUGAAGCUCCAAGGAAUGUGGAUGUUACUCUUGCGCACCAUUUCGACUGAAGAAGAAGAUGUUGCAUGGUUUGGUGUGAAUGGUGUUCCCAUCCGCUAUUCUAUGAGGGAGCAUGCCCUCAUCUCGGGCUUAGACUGCCAUGAGUAUCCGAGGAAAUAUUUGAAGCUCGGGAGUACGAAGUUUGUGGAUUAUUACUUCGGUGGACUAAAGAAGAUCACCAUAACAGAUGUGGAGCACAAGCUGUUGUCUAUGAAGACGCCAUGCAAUGAUAGAUUGAAGAUGGCUGUCUUGUUCUUCCUUGGUCGGGUUAUCAGAGGACAGGCAAAGGAUUGCGGACCAGUAGACCCGUUCAUCUUAAGGAUCGUGGAAGAUUUGGAUGUUUGCAGAACAUUUCCAUGGGGUCGUUUGACAUUUGAAGAUGCAAUAAAGAACAUCAAGCAUAUGAUGGAGCUUCUGAAGGGUGAAGUGCACUCGGCAUGCGGCUUUCCUGGAUUCAUAAUUCCAUUAGAGAUUUUGGCUUUUGAAUGUAUUCCUAAGCUGGGGAAAACAUUUCGACUAUCUACAGACACACCUUCUGAAGAUUGUCCUAGGAUGUGCAAGAGCCGGUUUACAAAGAGUAGCAUGAAGGGCUAUCCUUUGGAAGAUAUAUAUGCUGCACUUGGACACACAAAGGUUAUUAACAGUGUGUUGGUGCCAACUGUGGGUGAGGAAAUCAUGCUGGCUCGUAUAAUUGAUGAGGAGCGAGAGUAUCAUUGUGAGGGAAGCACAAGUGAUACUUGGAACCACUGGCUAAAUGUGAAGCAGAAGAAGAUAUUUUGGAAAGAGCUAUACGACUUAGAUGUUGCUGCACGAGUGUUUAAGAAGAAGAAGGACAAAGAAAAGGUGACGUUUUUAGAAGAUUCGUCUUCUAAAUCUGGGUUGGAGAGCUUGAAAGCUCUGGAAGAAAAGAUUUUGGGGGCCAUGAGUGAAGGGUUUUCUGGUCUUAAAUCAGUGGUGGAGGCAAAGCUGGGUGAUAUGGAUGUGAGGAUGAGUAAAUUUGAAAAGAACCAGCGACAACUUAAAAGAAGGGCUAAGAAAAUAGAAGAAAAGCUGACUUCUAUUGAGAGCAACAAAAAUGAGGAGAGGAACUAUGGUGAAGAUAUGGAUUUUGGAUGGGAUGAUAGAGAUUAUGGUAGAGCUGAAGGGAAGGAAAACAGUGAGAAGGCUAAGGAAGACAAGGAAAACAGUGAGUCUGGCGAGGAAAAGGAUGUGGUCUCGGGUGGGGAAAACAGUAAGGAUGGUGAGAAAGACAAGGGAAACGUGGAGGAAGAAGAAGAGAAGGAGAACGAGGCUGAUAAAACAGAGCUGGGAACUAGAGAAAAAGAUGAGGUCUCUGAAGAAGAUUACGAUACUGAGGAAGAGGCUGAGAAGAGGAGAGUAGAGGCGGAUGCGUUAUGGAAGAGUAUUCUUUCUGAAGAGACUGAGUAUCUAGAGAAAGAGGCUGAGAAAGUUGCCAAGGGAACUCCUACACCACCACGUGGUAGACCGAAGAGAUUGGCCGCGAGAAAAAUAGUACUUACACCACCAGAGGAGUUUUUAAGAGGACCAACGGUAACUUCGCCAUCACCUAUCGAGACUGAAAAAGAGGCUGAGACAGUUAUCGAGGAAGAGGGUGAGGAGAUGGCAGUUGAAGCCGAAGAAAGUGACGAGGAGAGACUCAAAGAAAAAAAUGCUGAAGAAAUGGUGGAGGAAGAAGAAGGUGUGGAGGAGAGUCCCACCGAGAAAAUAGCUGAAGAAAUGGUGGAGGAAGAAGAAGGUGUGGAGGAGAGUCCCACCGAGAAAAUAGCUGAAGAAAUGGUGAAGGAAGAAGAAGGUGUGGAGGAGAGUCCCACCGAAAAAAUUGCUGAAGAAAUGGUGGAGAAAGAAGAAGCUGUGGAGGAGAGUCCCACCGAAAAAAAUGCUGAAGAAAUGGUGGAAGAAGAAGCUGAGGAUGCAGAGGAAGCAGAGGAAGCUAUGGAAGCAGAGGAAGCUGAGGAAGCAGAGGAAGAGGCGGACAAAGUGGUUGAGAAAGAGGCUGAGACAGUUGUCGAGAAAGAGGGUGAUAAAUACACUGAUGAAGAAAAGUAAAUGUGGGCCUUGGUCGUUUACAAGGCUAGUGAGGAGAUGGCGGAUGGGACCACUGAGGUGAGGAGAGAUGGAACCAAUGAGGUGAGGACAGGGUUCAAGCUUAGGUGCAAACAGAAGAUAAUGAUGUAUGGCAAACCAAGGGGGAAGAAAAAACCUCAGCGGCCCCAGAGUCAAGAAUCAGCACCUGUGAUUGCACGUACGCCAAGGGAGAAGAGAAAACCUCAGCGGCUGCAGAGUCCCUACACGCAGGUGAAGACAGAAGACAUUGACGGGCCUAAGAAGAAGCGUAAAACAAAGGUUAAGUAGGCGUCUGAAAAUUAUUUAUGUAUUUGAAGUCUUUAAAACUUGGUAGGAUGCUUUUGGAUGUAAUAUGCUUUUGGGUGUUUAAACUUGGUUGUGGUAUGCUUUUGGAUGUUUAAACUUGGUUGUAUAAUGUGUUUUGGAUGUUAAAAAACAGGUUUGGAAACUGUUUUCAA
Brassica rapa (field mustard) is the source of this 4861-nucleotide messenger RNA. RefSeq lists its product as uncharacterized. The record is from RefSeq and is a predicted model, not a curated record. NCBI's taxonomy places the organism in Eukaryota, Viridiplantae, Streptophyta, Magnoliopsida, Brassicales, Brassicaceae.